AUGUUACGUGACCAGGAAAUAAUCAAGAGCAGAAAUGCAUGUGCAGCACUGAAGAUACUCACUGCCUUCGGAGGGAUGGUUACAGGCAUGAUAGUUGACAUUAGAGGUCUUAAGAUGCAUACUAAAGAAAUGGAGUAUGGUAUGGCCAACAACCCAAAUCAUCAUGGCAAGUAUCUGAAGAACGCGAAGGUGACGGAUCACUGGCAUGAUUAUGGAUUAUCUUCGCAGAAAUUAUGGGGAUAUCCGUGUCGUCAGUAUGUGGUGAAAUGCUUCACAGAGUGUACUCCUUCUCGGAUAGCACCAGCACGACCAGUAAAUGAUGCUGAUUCGAUGCUGAUUAGGCUGAACCGCCCAAUGGCUUGUUGGUGGACGGUUAUCGCGUUCUUCUGA
Molecule: messenger RNA, 390 nt
Organism: Desarmillaria tabescens
Lineage: Eukaryota; Fungi; Basidiomycota; Agaricomycetes; Agaricales; Physalacriaceae
Exons: 6
Coding region: 1-390 (129 amino acids)
Source: RefSeq, a predicted model, not a curated record